Molecule: messenger RNA, 4046 nt
Organism: Carica papaya (papaya)
Lineage: Eukaryota; Viridiplantae; Streptophyta; Magnoliopsida; Brassicales; Caricaceae
Gene: TWN2
Product: valyl-tRNA synthetase / valine-tRNA ligase (VALRS)
Biological process (GO): valyl-tRNA aminoacylation
Cellular component (GO): cytosol
Molecular function (GO): valine-tRNA ligase activity; ATP binding; aminoacyl-tRNA deacylase activity
Source: RefSeq, a predicted model, not a curated record
CAAAACAGGGUACUCAGGCACCUUCCACUUGAUCCUCUCCUCUCCAUUGUGCGCUCGCGACCAGAGCCGUCUUCCUCAUCAACAAAACCCUAAAUCAUUUUAACCGCCGAAACCUCUGCUAUCAUCGACUCCGUCAACUACAGCUCCUUCUCCACUCAAUCUUUUCUGUUUACAUCCCCAUGCUCUCUUCUCUUUGCUGUCUCCCUCUUCAGGCAUUUGGAGUUUCGGCAAGCUAGCUGCACGUCUUGGCCUCGAAGGACGCUGUCAUCAUUACUGAUUAAUCCGCUCGUUUCUUAAAUUUCAGUUCGUCUCAACAGCAUACUCUUGCAUCCUCGCGCCGGCGACAGAGGGAGUUCCCAUUGCCACUGAACUCAAUCUUCGCUGGGUGCGAGCUUAUUCGUGGAACAUCUGUGACCUUUGCAGCUGGCCUUUCUCUUUUAUGUGCCUUCUUUAAGCGAAGUACGGGUAUUACUCUCUUCUCUAGAGCAUCUUUCUGUGCCCGCCAGCUUUGUCAAGUUUCGCGUUCAUUGCACGGAACAAGAAUUAUGUUGCAGCCAGAGAAGAAACCUGAGACUGAAGAGGAUCUUGAGAGAAAGAAGAAAAAGGAAGAAAAGGCGAAGGAGAAGGAAUUGAAGAAGCUUAAAGCUCAGGAAAAAGCACUGCAAGCUAAGAUUAAGGCACAACAAGUGCAGGAUGGUGUGAAUGCCCCUAAAAAAAGUGCAAAGAAGAAUGCAAAGCGAGGAGGAGAUGAAGGAAACCCUGAGGAUUUUAUAGAUCCAGAGACUCCAUUAGGUGAGAAGAAGAGGCUUUCAAUCCAAAUGGCAAAACAAUACAGUCCUACUGCAGUAGAGAAAUCAUGGUACUCGUGGUGGGAGAACAAAGGCUUUUUCAGCGCAGAUGCAAGCAGUUCCAAGCCACCAUUCGUGAUUGUUCUUCCCCCUCCAAACGUGACAGGGGCCCUCCACAUAGGCCAUGCGCUAACAACUGCCAUAGAGGAUACAAUCAUUCGCUGGAGGAGAAUGUCUGGAUAUAAUACAUUAUGGGUCCCUGGUGUGGAUCAUGCUGGGAUAGCCACACAGGUUGUUGUGGAGAAAAAACUUAUGCGUGAGAGGAACUUAACCAGGCAUGAUGUUGGUCGCGAAUUAUUUGUAGAUGAAGUCUGGAAGUGGAAGCACGAAUAUGGAGGUACAAUACUAAAACAGCUGCGUUGUUUGGGUGCUUCUCUUGAUUGGUCGCGUGAGUGCUUUACAAUGGAUGAGAAGAGAUCAAAGGCUGUAUCUGAAGCUUUUGUUCGGCUCUACAAGGAAGGUCUUAUCUAUAGAGACAUUCGCCUAGUAAAUUGGGAUUGUGUCCUACGAACAGCAAUAUCUGAUAUUGAGGUUGAUUAUACAGACAUCAAGGAGAGGACACUGUUAAAAGUUCCUGGCUAUGAAAAGCCAGUGGAGUUCGGUGUUAUAACUUCAUUUGCUUACCCUCUGGAGGGAGGCUUGGGUGAGAUUGUCGUUGCCACUACUAGGGUGGAGACAAUGCUUGGUGACACUGCCAUUGCCAUUCACCCCGAUGACGCAAGGUACAGUCAUCUGCAUGGCAAAUUUGCCAUUCAUCCAUUUAAUGGAAGAAAACUUCCAAUAGUUUGUGAUGCAAUGCUCGUUGAUCCUAAAUUUGGUACUGGUGCUGUAAAGAUCACUCCAGCUCAUGAUCCAAAUGAUUUUGAGGUUGGCAAGCGUCAUAAUCUUGAAUUUAUCAAUAUUUUCACUGAUGAUGGCAAAAUAAAUAGCAAUGGUGGUUCGGAGUUUGCUGGAAUGCCACGUUUUGCAGCUCGUGAGGCUGUGCUUGAAGCGCUGCACAAAAAGGGCCUGUAUAGAGGUGCAAAGAACAAUGAGAUGCGGCUUGGGCUUUGUUCAAGGAGCAAUGAUGUUGUUGAACCAAUGAUAAAACCUCAAUGGUUUGUCAAUUGUAACACUAUGGGAAAGCAGGCUCUUGAUGCAGCAAUGGAUGUUGAAAACAGAAAACUCGAAUUCAUUCCUAGACAGUAUGCUGCAGAAUGGAAAAGAUGGCUUGAAAAUAUACGGGAUUGGUGCAUCUCAAGGCAACUUUGGUGGGGCCAUCGGAUUCCUGCAUGGUAUGCUACCUUGGAUGAUGAUGAAUUGAAGGAACUGGGUGCAUACAGUGACCAUUGGAUAGUUGCUGGAAAUGAGUCGGAGGCUUUAGAAGAGGCUAGCAAGAAAUUUGUUGGAAAGAAGUUUGAGUUGCAUCAAGAUCCUGAUGUGCUUGACACUUGGUUUUCUUCUGGUCUCUUUCCAUUGUCUGUAUUAGGGUGGCCAGACCAUACAGAUGACUUUAAAGCAUUUUAUCCAACAUCUGUUCUUGAAACUGGACAUGACAUUCUCUUUUUCUGGGUUGCUCGAAUGGUGAUGUUAGGAAUUCAAUUGGGAGGCGAUGUACCAUUUGGAAAGGUUUACCUGCAUCCAAUGGUACGUGAUGCACAUGGGCGGAAGAUGUCAAAGUCUUUGGGAAAUGUAAUUGAUCCCCUUGAAGUAAUAAAUGGUAUAACCCUUGAAGGUCUUCAUAAGAGGUUGGAAGAGGGUAAUUUGGAUCCUAAAGAGCUUGUUGUUGCGAAAGAGGGACAGGUGAAAGAUUUUCCUAAUGGUAUCGCUGAAUGUGGGGCUGAUGCUCUCCGAUUUGCGCUUGUCUCAUACACAGCUCAGUCUGACAAAAUUAAUUUGGAUAUACAAAGAGUUGUUGGGUAUCGGCAAUGGUGUAACAAACUGUGGAAUGCUGUCCGAUUUGCAAUGACCAAACUUGGAGAUGAUUAUGUUCCUCCAUUGAUAGUAAAUCCUGAAAGAAUGCCUUUCAGUUGCAAAUGGAUACUUGCCAUGCUUAACAAGGCAAUCUCAAUGACUGUAGCAUCAUUAAAUGAUUAUGAGUUCUCAGAUGCAUGCAAUGCGGUGUAUUCAUGGUGGCAGUACCAGUUUUGUGAUGUUUUUAUUGAAGCAAUCAAGCCUUACUUUGCUGGUGAUAAGUCAGCAUUUGCAUCACAUAGGAAGUUUGCACAAGAUGCUCUUUGGGUGUGCUUAGAAAAUGGUUUGAGGUUGCUUCAUCCAUUUAUGCCAUUUGUAACUGAAGAAUUGUGGCAGCGCCUACCCUGUGCUCAAGACUCUGAACGGAAAGAUUCUAUUAUGAUCUCCGAGUAUCCAUCAGUGGUAGAGUGCUGGAUUGAUGAAAAGGUGGAAUACGAAAUGGAUGUCGUUUUAUCAACUGUGAAAUGUCUCAGGUCACUCAGGGCAGAGCAACUUGAAAAGCAGAAAAAUGAAAGGCUACCUGCUUUUGCAUAUUGUGAGACUGAUGCAGUAGCAGAAACUAUCAAAACCCAUGAAUUGGAGAUUGUAACCCUUGCAACCCUAUCAAACUUGAAGGUUUUAUUGAGUGGAAAAGAUGCUGUUCCUGCUGGAUGUGCAGUCGAGACUGUUAAUGAAAACCUUAAAGUUUAUAUCGAAGUUCAAGGAAGUCUCAAUGCAGAAGCAGAACGUGAAAAAAUCAGGAAUAAGAUGGAUGAGAUACAAAAGCAACAAGAGAAGUUGCAGAAGAUAAUGAAUGCAUCUGGCUAUGAAGAAAAAGUCCCAACACAUAUUAAGGAGGACAAUGUCUCAAAACUGACCAAACUAAUGCAAGAAUUUGAAUUCUUCAAAAAGGAGAAUGCACGUUUAGAAGCUGAAAUGGAGGCAGAUAAUAAAUAAUAAAGCAGAUCAUAUUUAGGCGACUUUGCAAUUAAAGGAGCAAAUAAAAAAAUAAAAAAAUUAAAAAAAAAAGGAAGAGAGAAGGACGGUUUGAUAUUUAUGCAGGGGAAGGUUAUUAAGAUAUAUAUUGCUUUCAUUUUUCUCCAUAUAAUCAGAAUGGAUUUUCAUUGCCCUCAUUCUCAUUAAACAGAGUGGUUCUGCAAAUUCACAACCCAUGUUAAUUGCAGAAAGUAUCUGUUAUUUCUUUUAGCUGAUUUGAUUAGGAAAUUCCUUUUUACAGCGGGAAAUAUCUUUGAGCUUGGGAUUCAA